AUGGAGCAGCCUAUUGAAUAUGAGUGGAAGCCUUUAUAUUACAAUAGAUUUCAUAAACCUGGACAUAACUGUGAUCAACCUAAGCCUAAAACCAAGCAAUGGAAACCAAAAACAAAGAAUGAAGAGUCUGCUAAAGCUACACCAGAAGUGGUUGAAGAUAUUAUUAUUGAAGCCUUAGCCACAAGUGUGAUUGAACCUGUUGUGAUAAAGGAUAACUCUGCUUCAAAUGAGGAACCGAAUUGGACUGAAGUGAAUAAAAGUGGUAGAGAUAGAGUUGCUUGGAAUGUUAGGGGGCUCAAUAAAUCUGCUAAGCUCAGGGAGAUUAGCUCCCGUCUCAUAGAGCUUAAGGCACACAUCAAUAUUCUGAUUGAAACUAGGGUCAAACAAGGCCAAGCUGAUACUAUUAGAAAUAAGCUGCAUCUUGGAGGGAAAUUCAUUGAUAAUUACAGCUAUCACCCCAAUGGCAGGAUUUGGGUUCAUUGGGAUCCUAAUCACAUUGAUCUUCAAGUUGUUACUUUGAGUAGUCAAAUGAUACACAUGGCAGUCUAUAAUAACCAAAGAGACUUUAUGUUCUGGCUUACUGCGAUUUAUGGAUUGAAUAGGUUAGAUCAAAUAAAGGACAAGAUUGGUGGCAAAAUUGUUAUAGAGGCUGAGUUCAAAGAUCUUGAAGAUAUGAUGAGGAAUAAUGACCUGGCAGAAAUGACCAACAAUGGUGAUUACUACACUUGGUCCAAUAAACACAACAUAGGUACUAUUUACUCUAUAAUUGAUAAGAUCUUGGGUAACACUGAUUGGCAAAAGAGAUUUAGAUUCCUUAACUGUUUGACUGAAUCUGAGAGCUAUCACCAAGUUGUGCAAGCUAAUUGGAGUGAGACAAUUGAGGGAGGGCCUAGCUUUGUUCUUUGGCAUAAACAGAAGAGACUUCAAAAAGAGCUUUACAAGAUGAAUAAACCUCUAAUAUCAGUCAAACAGAAAAUUAUUCAAGCUAGGGAAAACCUUACCAAAGCUCAAAAGAAUCUUAGUAUUGAUAAAUGGAAUUUUGAGAAGAUUGCCACUGUGAAGAGAUACAAUGAAGAUCUAAUCAAGUGGCAUGAGAUUGAUGAAAGCAUUAUGAAACAAAGGUCUAAAAUUAAAUGGCUUAGGGAUGGUGAUGGUAAUAACUCAUACUUCCAUGCAUCAGUCAGAUUGAAGCAAUCCACCAAAGCCCUUACUAUGCGGGAAGCUGAUAAUGGUCAAGUUAUUACUCAUCAAGAUGAUAUUGAGAGAGAAGUCCUUGAUUUUUAUGGAAAACUCAUGGGCUAUAGGGAGCAGUCUCUUGACUGUGUUGAUAUUGGAGCUUUAAGAAGGGGAUCCCAACUGAAUAGAGAUCAGAAAAUUCUCCUGGAAGGGAAAGUUACUGAGGAUGAUAUUUACAGUGCUCUAAAGGGUAUUGAUGACAACUCUGCUCCAGGCUUAGAUGGCUAUACUGCAAAAAAAUUUAAAGUUAGCUGGAACACUAUCAAAGUUGAUGUUAUUGCUGCCAUUCAUGAAUACUUUGAUAAAGGUAAAAUUUACAAAGCUUUCAAUUGUUCUUUGGUUUCUCUUAUUCCCAAAAGUACCACUGCCAAAUAUAUCAGGGAUUUCAGGCCUAUAUUUUUAUGUUCUACUUUUUACAAAAUCCUUUCAAGGAUUUUGACAGCUAGAUUCAGCCAAGUAAUUCGGAGCAUUGUCAGUAUUAAUCAAGCAGCCUUCAUACAUGGCCAACAAAUUCACAGUCACAUUCUCUUGGCAUACGAGCUUCUAAAAGGUUAUAACUGUAAACAGGGACCUCCUAGAUGUAUGUUUCAGAGUCUAACCAAUGUUUCCUACAGAGUCAACAUAAAUGGAGCCCAGUCAAAGCUUCUUAUUGAAAAGAGAGGAAUUAGGCAAGGGGAUCCCAUCUCCCCAUACCUGUUUGCAAUUCUUAUGGAGUACCUGCAGAGAUGUCUUCACCAGAUGGAGUUAGAUCCUAAUUUCAACCAUCAUGCAAAAUGUGAAAGACUGCAGCUCACAAAUUUGAUGUUUGCAGAUGACGUUCUUCUGUUGGCUAGAGGUAUGAAGAUUAAUAAGAGUAAAAGUAAAAUGUAUUUUGGAGCUGUUUCUCAGGAGAUGAAGGACACUUUGCUUAGUCUCUAUGGGUUUCAAGAAGGAUCUCUGCCUUUCAAGUAUCUAGGGGUCCCUAUCACUUGUAAAGACCAAGUCAGUCACAAAAGUUUAGUUGCUUGGAAAACUGUCUGUCAACCUCUGAAACAGGGUAGCCUGGGUGUGAUUAAUCUAAACUUAUGGAACAAAUGCACAAUGCUGAAACUGCUUUGGAAUAUUUGUAAUAAGUCGGAUAAUUUAUGGGUUAAAUGGGUGCAUUCUUACUAUCUGAAGAACCAGAGCAUUUUUGAGAUUAAACCCAUCCCCAAGAAAUGGGACGAUGAAAUAGUUUGGAUCAUGAACAUGGGAAAGGACAAAGGUUGGAGGGCUAAACUCUUCAAAUUGUCCAUUGCUGGAGUUGUUUAUGGCAUUCGGUACCAUAGAAAUAGAGUUGUCUUUGGAAACACAAGUGAUUACAAUCAAAUUGUACAUGAGAUCAUAGAUAAAAUUGUUUAUAGAGAUUGA
This is a messenger RNA of Vicia villosa (hairy vetch), 2625 nucleotides long. RefSeq lists its product as uncharacterized. Lineage: Eukaryota; Viridiplantae; Streptophyta; Magnoliopsida; Fabales; Fabaceae. The coding region runs from base 1 to 2625 and encodes 874 amino acids. The transcript has 8 exons. The record is from RefSeq and is a predicted model, not a curated record.